CCUAGCCGCGCCGGCCCCAGAAGUGAUGAAAGCCGCGGCCGAGUCCAGGUCACGCCGAAGCCGUUGCCCUUUUAAGGGGGAGCCUUGAAACGGCGCCUGGGUUCCAUGUUUGCAUCCGCCUCGCGGGGAGGAAACUCCAUGUUGUAACAAAGUUUCCUCCGCGCCCCCUCCCUCCCCCUCCCCCAAGAACCUGGCUCCCCUCCCCUCCGAAGCUUGCGGGGAUCCCUCCCUCCCACCCCUCCCCUCCCCCCCGCGCCCCGAGUCCGGCCUGAGCCGGGGGGGAGGCCGGGCUCUCGGGCCAGAGUCCGGCCGGAGCGGAGCGCGCCCGGCCCCAUGGACAGCUCGGCCGUCAUUACUCAGAUCACCAAGGAGGAGGCUCGGGGCCCGCUGCGGGGCAAAGGUGACCACAAGUCAGCAGCUGCCCAGAAGCCCCGAAGCCGGGGCAUCCUCCACUCACUCUUCUGCUGCGUCUGCCGUGAUGAUGGGGAGGCCCUGCCCACCCACAGUGGGGCACCCCUACUCGUGGAGGAGAAUGGUGCCAUCCCCAAGCAGAGCCCGGUCCAGUACCUGCUCCCGGAGGCCAAGGCCCAGGACUCAGACAAGAUCUGCGUGGUCAUCGACCUGGACGAGACCCUGGUGCACAGCUCCUUUAAGCCAGUGAACAACGCCGACUUCAUCAUCCCUGUGGAGAUUGAUGGGGUGGUCCACCAGGUCUACGUGUUGAAGCGGCCUCACGUGGAUGAGUUCCUGCAGCGGAUGGGCGAGCUCUUUGAGUGUGUGCUCUUCACUGCCAGCCUGGCCAAGUACGCAGACCCAGUAGCUGACCUGCUGGAUAAAUGGGGGGCCUUCCGGGCCCGGCUGUUUCGAGAGUCCUGCGUCUUCCACCGGGGGAACUACGUGAAGGACCUGAGCCGACUGGGCCGUGACUUGCGGCGGGUUCUCAUCCUGGACAACUCGCCCGCCUCCUACGUCUUCCAUCCGGACAACGCCGUACCAGUGGCCUCGUGGUUUGACAACAUGAGUGACACAGAACUCCACGACCUCCUCCCCUUCUUCGAGCAACUCAGCCGCGUGGACGACGUGUACUCAGUGCUCAGGCAGCCUCGUCCAGGGAGCUAGUGAGGGCGAUGGGGCCAGGACCUGCCCCUGACCGACGCCCACACCUCCUCCUACACAGACUCUGCACAGGCGCGUUCUUCAUUAAGAAAACCCACGGGCCACUGCCACGCUCAGUGCCACGGGGAAGCAGGCGUCUCCCCCACCAGCCUCACCAGGCUGCGUAGGGCCAACAGGCUGCACCGAGGAUGAUGAGCCCCUGGGCCCCUGUGUCAGUGCCUUUGAACCUUCUCCCCACUUCUCAGGGAGUUUGGGAGGCCCUGCCUGCCACUCCCCCUUUCUGUCUCCUCUCUCUGUGCUGCCAUGUUUCUUUGCUGCCAAAUUGGGCCCCUUGGCCCCUUCCGGUUCUGCUUUGGAGCGAGGGGCAGGGUUUCUCCUGCCCCCUACCUUGGACCUCCAGCCUGGGAACGGUGGACACCAAGUGCCUUGCAUAGAGCCCCCUCUUCCCCGCCCAGCUUUCCCAGGGGCACAUCUGGGUCAGCUCUAGGCUGGUGGGGGAGAAACAGUCCCCUCCCCCACCUCCUCCCUUGGGACUUGGGAGCCCCCACCAAUGUCUGCCUCUGCCUUUGGAGGGGAUAGAGGUCUGUUACCACUGGUGAAGAGCUGGGGUCUGCCCCUCAGGCCCCACAGUCCAGCUUUUCCAGGGCUGAGGGCUGCCCCCCACAUCAGCCAAGCCCUAGCCCCUUACUUCUGCCUUAACCACCCCAAGGCCCUGGGGCUUGGCUCCCCCAGCUCUGAGUGUGGGGGCAUAGGCAGGACCCCUUGUGGUGCCAUAUAAAUAUGUAUAUGUGUAUAUAGAUUUUUAGGGGAAGGGUCAGGGAAGACACCCUCCCUUGCCCCUUUCCUGGGCCCAGAAAUUGAGGGGAGGGAGGGAAAGGAUUUUUACAUUUUUUAAAGUGCUGUUUUCUGAAUGGAACAAGCUGGGCCAAGGGGCCCCAGGCCUGUCCUAUCCUUCACAUCCUCUUUGCUCUGUUCAUUCAAAAAGCAUUUAUUGAGCACCUUCUGUGCCCAGCACUGUGCUAGGCCCACCAGCUAAGUGUGUGUGAGGGUCUCUACACCACCUAAUUGGUGCCUCCCCACCCACCCAACUUCACUGGUGCCUUUGGGGGAUCUGCAGGAGGUGGGACCUUCCUGUGGGGUUUGGGAGGUCUCCAGGAAGCCUGGCCAAACUGUCCCCCUCCCCCUGUGCCAACUCACCCCCUGUAGCCCCCUGCCUUGCCCCCUGCUGGCUGGGGGCAGCUCCCAGGACAUCCUGUCUUCAACUCUGAAACCCUCAUACAUGCGAGUCUGGAGGUCAAGGCCUUGGGCUCUCCCCAGGAUCUAACGGUUACGGGGACCCACAUAUCAGUGCCAAGGGGGAUGUCAAGUGGAGAUGUAGCCCUCCCUGCCCCAGUUUUGGGCCGGGGAGGGAUAUGGUUAGCCUGAAUUGGGUGACCUUCCCAUCUAAGUGCCUUCUCUGAGAGCCCCUCAGUGUGAUGAGAACUAAAGAGAAAGCCAGACCCC
This is a messenger RNA of Propithecus coquereli (Coquerel's sifaka), 2619 nucleotides long. It is a transcript of the gene CTDSP1, whose product is annotated as CTD (carboxy-terminal domain, RNA polymerase II, polypeptide A) small phosphatase 1. The transcript is spliced from 7 exons. The record is from RefSeq and is a predicted model, not a curated record. Gene Ontology annotation, molecular function: RNA polymerase II CTD heptapeptide repeat phosphatase activity. Lineage: Eukaryota; Metazoa; Chordata; Mammalia; Primates; Indriidae. The coding region runs from base 334 to 1119 and encodes 261 amino acids.